This is a messenger RNA of Argentina anserina (silverweed cinquefoil), 495 nucleotides long. Its product is annotated as 60S ribosomal protein L24-like. The coding region runs from base 1 to 495 and encodes 164 amino acids. Gene Ontology annotation, cellular component: cytosolic large ribosomal subunit. Gene Ontology annotation, molecular function: structural constituent of ribosome; mRNA binding. NCBI's taxonomy places the organism in Eukaryota, Viridiplantae, Streptophyta, Magnoliopsida, Rosales, Rosaceae. Gene Ontology annotation, biological process: cytoplasmic translation. The record is from RefSeq and is a predicted model, not a curated record. The transcript has 5 exons.
AUGGUUCUAAAGACUGAGCUAUGCCGCUUCAGUGGGGCAAAGAUCUACCCUGGAAGAGGCACCCGAUUUGUUCGUUCGGAUUCUCAGGUAUUCCUGUUCGUAAACUCCAAGAACAAGAGGUACUUCCAUAACAGACUGAAGCCAGCUAAAAUUGCUUGGACAGCCAUGUACAGAAAGCAACACAAGAAGGACAUUGCCCAAGAAGCUGUCAAGAAGGAGCGUCGCUCUACCAAAAAGCCUUACUCUCGAUCCAUAGUAGGUGCUACACUGGAGGUCAUACAGAAGAGAAGAAGCGAAAAGCCUGAAGUUCGAGAUGCUGCAAGAGAGGCUGCUCUUCGUGAAAUUAAAGAGUGGAUCAAGAAAACCAAGGAUGAAAAGAGGGCGAAGAAGGCAGAAGUAAUGGCCAAGCCAACAAAGAAUCAAAGCAAGAGUAACUUCGCAAAGGGUGCAAAUAGGGGCCCCAAGGCUGCAGGAGGAGCCAGGGGCAAGCGAUGA